Messenger RNA from Malaya genurostris, 2171 nucleotides. RefSeq names its product TNF receptor-associated factor 5 (gene Traf-like). Gene Ontology annotation, cellular component: cytoplasmic side of plasma membrane; plasma membrane signaling receptor complex. The record is from RefSeq and is a predicted model, not a curated record. Lineage: Eukaryota; Metazoa; Arthropoda; Insecta; Diptera; Culicidae. Bases 268 to 1827 code for a protein of 519 amino acids. Gene Ontology annotation, molecular function: tumor necrosis factor receptor binding; ubiquitin protein ligase binding. Gene Ontology annotation, biological process: regulation of canonical NF-kappaB signal transduction; tumor necrosis factor-mediated signaling pathway; positive regulation of JNK cascade. The transcript is spliced from 5 exons.
GAACGACUAACUUCAAAAAGCGGAUGACAGCCAUGAUUCCGAGUGUACCGCCGAAGCGGAGGCUCUUAUCACUGUGGAAAGAUAACUCUGCUCAACACCAACGUGACUGUGCUGUUAUCGGUAGAACCGCACAAAUUCCCGACAGACAUACGGUAGUAGACAUACCACCAUCAGAAGCAAUUAAUUAGUGACCAGAUCUAGUACUCUUUGCGAUCGAAAAAGGAAUGUGAACGCCGAAAAUUUUCCCGGUAGAACAAGAAAGGCAAAAUGGCAACCGCUAGAACAAGGGUCAAGUUUAAUAAAACGUCGUGUUAUUUCUGCAAUGAAUGGUUUGAAAACGAUGAAAUUGAGGCACAUCUAACCGUAUGUGGUCAGACAUUGGGCAAAUGUCCUAACAACUGUGGAUCGUACAUAACCAGGCGGGACAUGGACCGACAUCUUAAUCGUUGCCCGGAAGGGUUCGGAGAAGAACCACGGCUCUCUAACGGGACCGACGCGGAUAGUGUCACAAAUGAACUGGAAAAGAUUCAUGAAUUGGAGCAGGAGAUUUUAACCCUCCGUGGCAGUUUGAACGAAGAGAUUAGCCAACGGUUAGACCUGAUUUCCGACAUCGGUCAGCUGAAGAAACGGACUCAGCUGGCCGAUGAAUGGACCGGCAAAGUGGGAGAUGUGCUGAACGCCUUGAAGAAGUGCAUCAACGAAGAAACGGAUAGUCGAUGUGUGGAUAUCGAACGCUGUAAGAUUGACAUCAAUGGGCUACUAAAACAGUAUAAGGAAAUAGAAUCGUGGCGAUUGGAACUUACCUCUCGGUUCAAUCAAAUGGAAGACAGAAUGAGAAAAGUUUCGUUAGUUCUACGUCAAUCACAACAGCCAACGGCGGUGGAAGAGACCAAGCACAAAGAUGCUAAAUUGGUGAUGAUUGAAAGUCGCCUGAAUCACGUGCAAUCGGAGUUGGAAAAUUUGACUUUACGGCAAGCGCCGCCGGACGAACAGCGCAAACGUGCGGAUGGCAACACUGCCGAUAGUGGGCAGAUGCUGGCUGCCAUCGAAGAGAUCGAAAGCAAACUGCAAACCGUCGAUAUGGUGCUGGAGGAUCAUCACGACUCUAUUCGUAUCUUCCAGCAGGACAUCAAACAGCAGGUGUCGGAGUUGCGCGGUGAGUCGGACCCGAUGCGAAUGGUCAUCCAGGAGAUGCUGGACAAACAGGCCAAGCUGGACUACGAGCUGAAGGGUGUUCUGAACACCGUCAACGAGACGGAAGAUGCGAGCGAUCGGACGCAGAAGACACUGGAAAAGUAUCGUCGCGAGACGUACUAUACGAAGCAGUGUCUGGACGAUCUGCAGGUCCAUUUGCAGCACCAGGACAAACUGGUCGUGAUUCAGAACACCGACGGUCAUCUGAUCUGGCGGAUUGAUCAGUUUGACAAGCGCUUCAAGGAAUCCCAGGAAACGGAAGUGAUGCUGAAAAGUCCGCUGUUUUGCGAUAAACCAUUCGGCUAUACGCUGAGGCUGGAGGUCAGUCUCAACGGUAUCGGUACCUGGCGGGGACGCAACCUGAUCGUGGGACUCAUCGUGGUCUCCGGUUAUUACGACAAUCUGCUCGAGUGGCCCUGUACAAUUCGCGGUACUGUUACGCUGCGGGAUCAACCGGAGGAUCGGUCAACGGGGGUGGUGGUGGUGGACUUCAGUAAAGGUAUCUUCGCACGGCGCAAGAAUCAGCACUACGAGAAGAACCAGUACGUUCACAUACCGCACCAGGUGUUACGGUCCGAGCACUACAUCCGGGAUGACAGCAUUUUCUUGGAAGUUCGGAUCGAUCGACAGUAAUGGCGGAUGGCGAGCUACGAUUCAUAGUUCAAUUUAUUUUGUUCAGUGUGUUUUUUUUGUUGGUUCAUGUAGAUGUGUUUGUGUGCCUUCGAAUGUAGAAUAUCUUAAUUAAGGUAACAAAUUACGUUCCUGCUAGUAGAUUAAUAGAGAAAAAUCCUUUUCAUAUACUUUAAAAUUUCAACAAGAUGAAUAUAUCCUUUAUUUUGUUUUUUUUUUGGUUUUUGGUGUUGAUAUUCACACGCUAGCUAGGUUGUGUGAACUGUUUAAGAGUAAAUAAAGCUUGUUCAUUUAGCUGCCGUUGUGCCAUGGAAUUACUUCAGAGAUCAGCGAUGAGAAGAAAAAAA